AUGCACUCAGUCAGUCACACGUCCAUUGCUGUGUUGUUUUGUGAACAACGCCUCACCAACCACAUCGUCUCAAUACGUUGCAGAGACACCCGGUUCAGCACAAAGACACACAGUACAUACGGCAAGCAGUCCCCUGGCCAUGCGCGCGGGUUGGGGGGCAAAACACGUCUGCCGCUGGGCAAUGUAGCCAGCCAAUUAAACAUACCAAGCCCUACACGCCCCGGGCUGGACCUUAUUCCGUCACGUGAGAUUUUAUUCGAUGUGGGCGUACAGACGCACCCUAUGAGUAGUCAAAGGAAGACCUCGGAGACAGAUCAAUGGCAGUCGGUAGAGGUGGAGAGUGGCAGCGAGCAUGCGAGGCUUAACAGAGACAGAGGGGUCGCGGCACAAGAUAAGGCGUAUACACACACACACAGCACAUCUACGGCAUUUCAUAAUAGGGAAAGGCAUGCAGAUGCCCCAAGGCUGGGCAUCGGAGGUUGUGAGAAUGCACAUACCAAUGGACCUGUCAACGCGAAGAGUGUGCAUAACAACCACGAGCACCAUGGAGACGAUCCGUCUGAUGUCGACGGCCGUGCACACUACGACACACACACACAGCGAGUGAUCGCUGAGAUGGGUCGUAUGCUCAUCAACUCGGAGAAUCGGGAUGUGGAUUCGGGACACCGGUCCACAAACCCGAUUUAUAGGGCGACGUACGCGGACAAUAGGGUGUUGAAUGGGGGACAUAAAGAAAGAGACGCAGAAAGAGGGCACCCAGGCUUUUUAACUGGACAGUACACGCACCACACCUCUGCUCGAGAAAUAAACACCAGGCCACACUCACCACAGCACUACACGCAGGCCCCACAAGCUAACACACACCCCCAGCGACACCUACACAGUGCACAGACAGCCACACCACCCCAGGCAUCUCCUGCACACGUGCGCAAACAACCACGCACAGAGCAGUACACCAUCGCACGCAGUGAACCGUAUAGGCAACAACUACCGACACACACAGAUGCGCACGCGGCGGGUGAGAAGCCUGGUGAUGCAGUUACGAAGGACCUGCCCCUAGUCACAGAUACAGCCACAGACAAAGUCAUAGGCAUAGGUAUAGGCACGCACGGGCUGCUGAGGAGCCGAGCAAAUGGAUAG
Molecule: messenger RNA, 1140 nt
Organism: Sphaeroforma arctica JP610
Lineage: Eukaryota; Ichthyosporea; Ichthyophonida
Exons: 3
Coding region: 1-1140 (379 amino acids)
Source: RefSeq, a predicted model, not a curated record